UAUUAUGCCUAAUUUUAUUUUUCCUUUACUUUACAGGAAUAGGACACUUCAGAGUCAUAUAGUCGAGAAUGUAAUUGGGAAUGAUGAUAUUUUGGUGACAGCUGGUUAGAAUGGGGAAUUAGUGAUUUGGAAAUAGAGUCUAAAUCCAAGAAUAGUUAUCUACCCGAACUUGUCAAAUGCAUAUGGAAAGUUACUGACUAUGAAUUUAGUUCGUUUGCCUUUCCUUAACAUUUUAGAUAGAGCAGAAUAAUGUGUACUCACAAUCCAUGAGGAUAAGAGAAUUAGAAUAUUUGAUUGCCAUGAUGGACGCUGCGUUGCAAUAUCAGCACAUGAUAGUGCAGGACCUGUGCAAUACUGUGUUCCUUUAAGUUCCAAUAAUUGUAGAUUCUUGAUAUUGGGGAUGUAGAAUGGUUUGAGUCUUUUCGAUCUUUGGAAAAUGAAGAGUGUAAAACAGUAUGAAUGUAAAGUGCGUUCAUUGUGUCAACUCGAUAUUAAUACAGUUUGCGUGCUGGAUCAAGAAAACUAUUUGCAUCUUAUCAAUCUAUCUCCUCUGAACAAUGAAAGAUAUUUGAAUUUUAAGGAAUUCAAGAGGAAGCGAGAGUAGAUCAAAUAAGACUUUAAAGAGCUGAAGCUGUGUGAUGGAUUGAAGAAACUCAAAAUCGAAGGUAUUUCAAGUAAUCGCAUCAGACACAUGAGCUUUAAUUAAGAAAAUCAACAUUUGACUAUCUUGAUGCAUCGACAAAUUUACUUACUUUUUGAUAUCUUUGAAACUCCAUGGAUAUUAUGUGUGAGUUAAUCCAAAAACAACUAAAAGUUUGAUAAAGUGUAUUACUCAAAAGAAUGUCUAUACAUAACUACUAGAAAUGGAAGUGUCCUUGGUUUGGAAUACAAAGACAUUAAAUACCUGCUAUCUAUUUUAAAAGAGCAAUCUGAUUUUGUCUAUGGCUUUAAAGAGUUUCAAUUCACUAAAAUAGCAGAUUCCUAAUUCAGCAGGUUGUAGGUUAAUUUUUAAGAAUUGAUCACAGGGUCUGAAGAUUAGAAAGAGUAAAAUGGUAUUAUCAUUCUAAAGACUCUUGUGUAUUAAUACAAAAACCAAUGUCUAUGUAAGUAUAAUUUAAAAGAUGUGACCUUGGACAUGUCAUUGCUUCUUAUAAAUUAACCGGAUUCAGACAUCAAAUUCAAUGGGUUUUAAUGGUCAUUCAAUACUUUCAGUGAUUUGAUAAAGAUUGAAACGUUGAAGCUAGGAUGCAAAUAGGUGGAUGCAUUUAAUUUCAAAGAAUUUGGUUAAGAUGAUUUGCUGUGGAAUUUGGGUCAAAUGACUACCAAGGAAUUUUAGACUAAAUAUCUACCAUACAUAAAUAUCGACACAUAAAUUACAUGUGCUUUCAUUAGUGUAAACGAAGAGAGUUAAACUUAUUGGUUUGGUUGUAGUAAUGGUAUCAUACUCGGAUUCCCCACUGUAUAUAGCAGUAAAUCAUAUUUCAUCUACAGAAUCAAAAUGGAUGAAAAGCCAGUCACCUUUAUAUAUUAGAAGGGAAAGUAUUUGAUUGGUAGUUCUGAAAGUGGAUAAUUCAUAAUCAUGGAUUACAGUCUAGUGUUUAAUGAGAGGAUGGGGGAACAAUAAGUGGAAUUCAUAGAUUUGGAACCAACGCAGAGAAUUUACUUCCCAAGUUAUGCAAAGAAAACAAUAAGAAUCCACAAAUUGGAGAAUGAAUCAUAUGAAGAAGUGUAGUCAAAUAAUUAACAGUAGAAAUUUUAAAAGAUUGCCAUCUUGAUGGAGAAUAAUGUCAUUAUAAUAAUAAAUUAAUAAGUUGGAGGAGUGUAAUUGAAAUUGCAUGGAAUUAAUCAAUAGGUUUUGGGUUUGUAUUAUGAAGAUCAAGGAGAUUAGUGGUUUGUAGUGGUUCAGGGUGGAGAGUCCUUGGUAUUUGAUUACAAGGGAAGAUAUUUGAGAACAUUGAGGAUAGAGUAAUACCAUUCUCUAUUUUAAGUGGAAAAGAAACUGACUAAAGUUAAAGAAAAAGUGAUCAGCCAUCAUUAUUUAAGUGAGUUCAAGAGAGAAUUCAAUAAAUCAAUAAGCAAAGUGUAUCGAUUAUUGGAGUUUUAAUAAAGGAAUAAUUAUAUUAAGAUGCAAUCUCCUUAUCCGAGUUUGUAUGAAGUAGGAGGCUAAUUUAAAAAUUGGCAGUUCGAGGCUGAACAAGCAGCUAAGAUGUUGUAUUUGAUAGAUCACAACUAAGUAAAAAGCAAUAUGAGAAUGUGCAAGUUUGUGGAAAACAACAUAGGUGAAAUGGAAUGGUGGGAUCUAAAGAAAUAAGGGGAUAACAAUAAUUAGAAUAGGUUAUUUUUGAUGCUCCAUCCUUGGGAGGCUGAUGCUCAAUUAAGUACAUAGUUAGACUAGAUAUUGAACUAUUAGAAACCAACAUUCUCUCCUUUGAUAGGUGUGCAAUCGAUGGGUUACUGUGUUAGUUUUGCAUUCUCUCGUGGUUGGGAUGUGUCACCUCAUUUCACUUCAUAAAGAGCUAUGUCAUUGAUGCAUUUCUAUCUGUCUUGUUUAUCAAAGGAGGCACAAGUAUUCAAUUAAUUGAUGAUACAAACUGUUGAGUUGCUGACGAAGAAGAAACAGUAGUUGGAUUUAAAUUUUAAGCCAAUGGAUUUAUUUUUGUUAGCAUAAUACACUAUAGAUGAAUCUAAUGAAGUUAUGAAUGCCGCAUGUAAUUUAAUACUGUCAUAAAUUAGAAAGUCUGAUUAAGAUAUGCAAGAAUAGCAUAAAUUAAUUAGAGAGCUGCUGGAUCUAAAUAAGGAGCAGCAAGGACAUACUUUUUCAAAUGUGGAGGUGAUACUUCUUAUGUUAGAAUCCUAUUUAACAGGGAUGUGUUAGACUCUCUAAUAGAGUGAAGAUUAAAAGCGAAGAGUGAUUCAAGGAUUAAAUCUCAAGAAUUGCAUAGUAAAUCCCCAUCUCUGUGCACCACUUCUAAAAGUCUUUGUAGAUGUCUAAUAACAUUUUCGAAAUACCUACAAUCCAUCAGACAUAUUUAGAAAUCUAUUCUUCAUCUUCUUUCAAUACAACACUGUCAUAGAAUACUCAGAGAUUCUCACUCAGGGUGGUCAACAAAUGCAAUCGAUUAAUCUAUUAAAAGAAAUUAGUAAGCAAUCAGAUGAUAUGAAAAAAAGAAUGAGACAACUAACAGCCAAAAGCAUCAUUCAAGUUGCCAUUGCAGCCCCAGUUGAUUUUACUAAAAUCUUAAACAAGGAUAUUGUCAAUUUGGAAACUCAUUUAUUUUAUCCUUCAUCUAUAAUUGAAAUCAUAAGAAACUACAUCAAAUCAUAACAUAACAACAUCCACAAAUAGUUACCCAUCCUUAUGGAUAUCAUCCUCAAAAGCCUUGAUCCAAACAAUCCCAAUCUACGUAAAGUGUGCCAUAGAUCAGCUACGUAUGCCUUGCAAACGAUUUGUAAAACCUUUAAGUGUGUCUGUUUCCAUCAAUAAACUUAAAAGAUAGCCAUUGGAGAUACUCAAAUCAUAAUCUAUGACUUAAGAACUGCUGUUAAAUGGAGAGUCUUGGAUGGACACAGUGGUCAAGUUAAUUGUCUAGAAUUUGAUCAUACAGGCAAGCAAUUGGCCAGUUUCAGUGACACUGAUUGGAAGAUUAAAAUUUGGAAAGUCGGAUCAACAGGGUAUUGAGAUUAAAUAUAUCAUUAGAUUCUUUGGAGCCAUCAUCGGAAUACAAGGAAAACCAGCCAAAGAUAUGUCUGUUAGAUAAUAGCCUUUAGAUCAUCCCUAAAUCUAAUGGUCACAAGACGAUAGUAAAGUCUACCUAAUGUCAAAUGGGCAAUCAGUUGGACAAUGUCAGCUAUGA
Molecule: messenger RNA, 3854 nt
Organism: Paramecium octaurelia
Lineage: Eukaryota; Ciliophora; Oligohymenophorea; Peniculida; Parameciidae
Source: the annotation of a GenBank genome assembly